GGAGGCCGAGGGAGAGCAAAAAGGAGGCGGUGAGCCUUUGUAGUCGGGGAGGAAUGCGGAAAUGUCCCCGCUCCGUGUCAAACCUCUCUGAAGGGGGUCAGGCCACAUUCAGCCGGCGUGGGAAAGCCAGGCAGAGACGGAGCUCACACAGGCGGAGCGGGGCUGCAGUUGCAUAGGCCUAUCCGGGGAUAUAUGGAAGAAAAAAAGAAGGGGAGAGAAAGGAGAAAAUCCAAAGAAGAGCGUGGUUUUGGAGGGCUGUAUCACGCGUUUGCCUUUGUCCUAUGACCCCCCCAUCAUCUACGCCCCCUUCCCCUCCACCACCUCCCACACACGCACACACACAGUUGCAGUGAGAGUGCGUGUGAGUGAGUUUUCGUGCAACACACCACCACCACCACCACCACCUCCUCCUUCUCCUCCUCCUCCCUUGUUUGAGUGUCUCUGCUUGGGCUGGUGCAGUCUGAGGGAUGGGGGAUUAGAGCCUGCACCGUCCAACUACCUGUGUGGCCCCCGCAUGGAGGACAGUGGACAGGGAUGCGUUUGAUGCAGGACAUUUUAUCCGAGACGCGAAUGCCUCCUCAGCAUUGUAUCGGACAUGCCGACGUUGCGACAUUUUAUUGACAACAUUAACCAAGGCAUUGCAUGUGCCAACUUUUUUCUGUGAAUAUGCCUUUGUGAGAAACUCUCUGGCUCGUCACCCUCGCCGGGAUUCCCCGCAAUAUUUUCAACAAGAGAGGAGGAAAAAAAAAAGUUCUGCAAAAAUGGACAAAGAAAGUACUGGUACUCAAUAUGAGCCUGUGGCCGAGAUUGGAGAAGGCGCUUAUGGGAAAGUGUACAAGGCGAGAGAUUUGAAGAACGGGGGACGCUUUGUAGCCCUAAAAAGAGUUCGUGUCCAGACGGAGGAAGAGGGGAUGCCUCUCUCCACCAUCCGGGAGGUGGCGGUACUGAGGCAGCUUGAAGCCUUUGAGCACCCCAAUGUUGUCAGGUUGUUUGAUGUGUGUACAGUCUCUCGGACUGACCGGGAAACCAAGCUCACUCUGGUGUUUGAGCACGUGGAUCAGGACCUGACCACCUACCUGGAGAAGGCCCCUGACCCCGGAGUACCACCCGAGACCAUCAAGGAUAUGAUGUACCAGCUGCUCCAGGGGCUGGACUUCCUGCACUCGCACCGCGUGGUUCACCGUGACCUGAAGCCCCAGAACAUCCUGGUCACCAGCGGAGGACAGAUCAAACUGGCCGACUUUGGUCUCGCCCGCAUCUACAGCUUCCAGAUGGCACUCACCUCUGUGGUGGUGACACUGUGGUACAGAGCCCCUGAGGUGCUACUCCAGUCCAGUUACGCCACGCCGGUGGACCUGUGGAGUGUCGGCUGCAUCUUCGCUGAGAUGUUCAGGAGAAGACCGCUAUUUCGAGGAAACUCAGAUGUUGAUCAGCUGGGAAAGAUUUUUGAUGUUGUUGGGGUACCUUCAGCAGAGGACUGGCCCCAGGAAGUGGCCCUACCACAGAGUGCCUUCACCCCCCGGCCCCCUAAGCCAAUAGAGGACUUGGUUCCAGACAUGGACGAGCAAGGACGGACCCUCUUAAUGCAAUUCCUCGCCUUCAACCCCUCCAGAAGGAUAUCGGCUUUUGCUGCACUCAGCCACCCCUACUUUCAGAGUGUGGACAGCCACAGUAGAAGUGUGUACGCAGCCCAGCCCAUCCCCAGCAACAAGCCCACUAUGGAGGAGAGGACUGCCUGACAGCCCUCCUUCCCACCUAAUCAUCCUGUACAGUGUCUAUAAAAAGUAUUCUGUGUACCCCGCCUUGGUGUUUUUCAUGUUUUGUAGGUUUUUUUUAAAUUAAAGUGUGUUAAAGGGACAGUUCACCCCCAAAUGAAAAAUACAAAUUUUCCUCUUACCUGUAGUGCUAUUUAUCAAUAUAUAUUGUGUUGAUGUGAGCUGCUGAGUGUCGAGAUGUCAGCCAUAGAGAAGUCUGCCUUCUCUUCAAUAUAAAGGAACUAGAUGGCACUCAGCUUGUGGUGCUUAAAGUGCCAAAAAAUACAUUUCUCUAUCCAGAAAUCAUGACCCGGUUGCACAAGAUAAUCUUCAUGUGAGAACUAUUUUCUGUUUACUAAACUUAACCGGCCAACCACGCAGAAGGAAGCGUGCAUCUAUCAUCCACUGAGCUAGCUAACGUUACAGCUCAGCCAAGGAGGACAGCAUUAAUGUUUACAUCUCACACUGUCAGGAGCACAAGCCUCUCGUCCAUGAGUAGAUGCACUCUUCCUUCUGCGCUGUGAUACAGUUUGCAGGUGUAGUGUGGUAGAAGGAAAAAUGUUCCUCCAUGAACCUGCUCACAACGUCUGUGGAUUAUCUUGAGUAACUGGAUCAUGACUUAUUGAAAGAGACGCAGUUUUCUGGUGCUUUAAGCACCACAUGCCGAGUGCCAUCUUGUUCCAUUAUAUCGGAGAGAAGGCAGACGUCUCCAUGGCUGAUAUAUCUACCACUUGGUAACUCACACCAAAGCAGUUUAGCUUGAUAAAUAGCACUACAGGUAAGAGCAAAGAACGUAUUUGGAUCUUGCAGGUGAGCUGCCCCUUUAAUAAAGCUCUUUUGACACUGAUAUGCAGAUAUAUCUUAAACAAGUAAAAAAUAAUUAUGUACAAAAAGAUGUUAUUUAGGUACAAGUAUAGAACAGAUUUAUAUGGCGGCAUGUAGAGGCACCUUUGGCGUCAUUUACAGCCUUGAGCUUACAUGAUUGCAUCGUUCUUCAUUCUGCAAAAGCUCGGUCAGGCUUCAUGGUGAGCGUGACAGAAUCUGCUGUAGAAAACUGCUGUUCAGUCUGGGUUGUGAUUUGGCCACUUGAGUGUGCAGAUUUAGGGUUAAGUUUGCGGGUUUCUGUUGCUCUCCUAACAUGGUGGCAGGUUUUUCUUGAAGAUUCUUAUGUGUUAUGCAUGAUGCUAUCAACGCCAGGCUUUGCAUAGCAUUUAGUUUGUUGGUCAAAAAGCUUGAUUUUGGUGUCAUCCCACCAUGAAGCCUUCUUUAACUCCCAUGUGCCUCUGGGCAAAUGCAAGCAGAAAUGUCACGGGAUUUUCCAACAGUGGCUUUCUCUUUGCCGGUUGACUGUGAAGCUAGAAAUGCACCCAAGCUGCAGUUGCUGUAGGCUCAAACUCCGCCAUCUCAGUUAGGGAACCUUGUUCCUCCGUCACUAUCGACUUCAUUGUGGCCUUAUUGCCUUUGUACACACAACCUUUACACAGAUUUGUAUGCUCUACUCAAGUGCCUUCAUACUUAACCAGCAUUCUUCCAGCAUUGGGUCUUUUCAAUAACCGUGUUGAUAUUGCCUCUCGUUCUUUUUAACGUUUUUUUUUUUGGUAAUCAGUGUCAAAAAAGCUUUAUCAACCAUGAUUUUGUGAUGUACAAAAAAUGAAACGGACCAAGGGGGCAAAUACUUUUUUAUAGUCAAUGUACAAAGCGCCAGGAAAGCACUCCCUAUAGAGAGGGUAAAGAUAGUGUCCAAAAAAAAAGAUGACACCAGCACUCUCAGCCCCUGAAAAAAAUGCACAGAAGCUAUCGUCCUUCCAUGAACUGAUGGAUUGUAAUUGCUGCUUUUAGAUUGUUAAAUGUUGAUGAUUGACUGUGUUAACAAUGCAAAGAGACUUGCAUCUCAGAUUGACUGGUAGAAAUGGGCAAGCGGGACUGUGGAGGCCAUGAAGCAGAGGCCUCCUUAUGACCAGUGUUUCCCCCUCACAUAAGCCCUCUUGACCGGGGGGCCGGACCACACAGGAGCCUGGAUGGACAGCGUGGAUCUCACCUGCCUUUACGCUCACUGUGGGUGUGUGCAGUGAGCAGAUACACAGUACAAGCACGCUCACACCAUUUAGUGUGUGCACUACCACUGACAUUAGCACACUCAUGUACACACCUACUUAUUGAAACAUUAUUGGGCAUCACAAGUAACGCCUCUCACUGCCAUGUUGUCUUUAUCAUUCCAAUCCUACAUGUAUAAUAGUACUGCCACCUUGAGGAUGUCCAGAGUAACUGCAGACCAGUAGCGGGAUUCUAAUGGUUUCUGCUCUCUUCAAGGAACUCAACAUAACUGGGCUGAUAUGCUGAGACAAUGAUGAAAGAAGCUAAUGGAAAGGUUGCUGCCACUCUAGUCUGCCGUCAUGGGCUUUUAUCAUUAUAAUAUACAAUUAUUAUGUACUAUCUGAAUGAUACAGUAAUGCACAGGCUUGCAAUAGGUGGAGAAAGUCCCACCAGCACUAUUCAACACGAAUACAUUCGGCACAGAAAAGUGUCGCCAAUGCUCUGUAUUUAAUUUUAAUUUUAUUGACAAGUCUUAUAUGCUUGUUUUCAUCAAGUUGUUACUUGAUUAUUUUUUUAAGAUGCUGGGGCAUACAAUAUUCUUACACCAAUUACACCAACUCUUUAGAUGAUUAUAGAAUUUGUGUAAGAAUAGUUUGACAAUGUAAGGAAUGUAUAAAGGAUAGGCAUUGGUACUGUACAGUAUAGAGUGCUACAUACAAGCUGUAAGGAUAGAAAACUUGAUACGUGCAUCGUCAGCCCAUAGAUAUGUUGUCAAAUGGAUAGAUGUAGAGUAGCGAGGGUCAGCGGAAUGUUGUUUGGCAAGAGUAUUUUGUCUAUGAAAAUGUCGGGUGGGCUCCGUGGGCGCUUGUUGAAUUUCAUUUGCAUUGGUUUGAGAGUGACUAUGAAUUUUACAGUGGUUUUGAUGAUGAAAUAAUGCACAAAUACUUUGUGUACAGUUUUUGCUUUAUUUUACAAUCAUGUCCAUUUAUAUUCAAGUUCAGUUUUUUUUUUUUUUUUUACCAGCAAGGAAAAGGCAAGUAUGCAGAGUUGUAUUUUUGUAUGUUGUAGUUCUUGCAGAACAGUAACAUAUUUUAACACUGGUUUACGUUUUCUAACAGGUAGUGCUGCUAGCACACACAACACAGACACACUCUUUGACUUUCUCAGGUUCUUGUUAUGGAUGUCCGAACCUUUCGGGCACAGUUUGCACAUCUCUGGGCUACUAACUGACCACAUCACCACUCCUUCAGGUUCUCUUUCAAGCUGUUCCACGAUCAUAUCAUUGAUCACAGUCUACUGUCAUUCCUAUUUAUCAAAUAUAUGUUACUGUAGUCAUUACUGUCUGAAGAUAACUGCCUGUAUCAACUGUUUUUGCCAGCAACUUUUAAUUGCUAGAUGGCGAACACAGUGUAGAUUCAUGUAUAAUUGUCUGCUUGACUAAGCACUGUGUGAAUUUUCUGUUUGAUAGCAGUUCACGUCUGGUGUCAGUGUUUGCGUACAAUGCAAUUAAGGCUCUAAAUAGAAUUAAAAUAAUGACUGUUAAUAGCCUACAUUUCAAUCUCGUAACAUAAAACUGUCCCACUGUUUUGAAACCAUCAUAGCUUGUUCCAUCAUAUAACUCAGAUUACACAUAUGUUCCUGUGUCACAUGUGUUUUUAGCAUAUGGAAAUGGUGACUAUGAACAACACAAUCAUGGCAUUAUAUGUAAUAAUGCAGGCAUUGGUGUUUUAUUAUUGUGUUGCACCAGUUGAAUAAAAAGCGGCUUUUUGUGAA
Epinephelus moara (kelp grouper) is the source of this 5561-nucleotide messenger RNA. It is a transcript of the gene cdk6, whose product is annotated as cyclin-dependent kinase 6. Gene Ontology annotation, cellular component: cyclin-dependent protein kinase holoenzyme complex; nucleus; cytoplasm. The coding region runs from base 762 to 1739 and encodes 325 amino acids. Gene Ontology annotation, molecular function: cyclin binding; ATP binding; cyclin-dependent protein serine/threonine kinase activity. The record is from RefSeq and is a predicted model, not a curated record. Gene Ontology annotation, biological process: regulation of G2/M transition of mitotic cell cycle; regulation of cell population proliferation; protein phosphorylation. The transcript is spliced from 8 exons. NCBI's taxonomy places the organism in Eukaryota, Metazoa, Chordata, Actinopteri, Perciformes, Serranidae.